CCAGAGCCUCAAUUCGCAGCAUCGCAACCUCGUCCUCGCAUCUCGUCUCUCCCCCCCGCGGCACGCGCUGCGAUAAGGCCUCUUCCGCCUCGACCUUGUCCUCCGUCGUCAGAUCUCUCCGUCCAGCAACCGCAUCAGCACAAGCAGCACCACCAUGGUGGUCGCAACCAUCAAGUGCGUUGUCGUCGGCGACGGUGCCGUUGGCAAGACUUGUCUUCUCAUCAGCUACACCACCAACAAGUUCCCUUCGGAAUAUGUGCCGACCGUCUUCGACAACUAUGCCGUCACCGUCAUGAUCGGUGACGAGCCUUAUACCCUGGGACUGUUCGAUACGGCCGGACAGGAAGAUUAUGACCGACUGCGUCCCCUUUCAUACCCCCAGACCGACGUCUUCCUCGUCUGCUUCAGCGUCACGUCGCCCGCCUCGUUCGAAAACGUUCGCGAGAAGUGGUUCCCCGAGGUCCACCACCACUGCCCCGGCGUCCCAUGCCUGAUUGUCGGUACCCAGGUCGACUUGCGGGAUGAUCCCAGCGUGCGCGAGAAGCUUGCCAAGCAGAAGAUGAGCCCCGUCCGCCGCGAGGACGGCGAGCGCAUGGCCAAAGACCUGGGCGCGGUGAAAUAUGUCGAAUGCAGCGCGUUGACUCAGUACAAGCUCAAGGACGUGUUUGAUGAGGCCAUAGUCGCUGCAUUGGAACCACCGGCCCCCAAGAAGAAAUCCCACAAGUGCCUCAUUCUAUAAACCACGAGUCUCAGGAAAUUGCGUCAUAGGAUAUUGCCAUUGUUUUCGCUCGGU
This is a messenger RNA of Trichoderma reesei QM6a, 793 nucleotides long. RefSeq names its product cell division control protein (gene cdc42). Gene Ontology annotation, molecular function: GTPase activity; GTP binding. The transcript has 4 exons. Bases 155 to 739 code for a protein of 194 amino acids. The record is from RefSeq and is a predicted model, not a curated record. NCBI's taxonomy places the organism in Eukaryota, Fungi, Ascomycota, Sordariomycetes, Hypocreales, Hypocreaceae. Gene Ontology annotation, biological process: small GTPase-mediated signal transduction.